GGCGGGCCGACGGGGCCGGGCGUUGCCCGGCGGCCGCUGGAGCGCGAGUGGCCAGUGCGUCCGUUGUCGGGGAGCGCCAUGGAGGGCCAGCGGCUGCCCGCUGCUCUCAACCCCAGCCAUUUCCCGGCCAAGCUCUGGGAGCUGGUGAACAGCCCGCGCUGCGGCUCCGUGCGCUGGGAUGCCCGCGGCGAGGGGCUGCUCAUCGACCAGCGGCUCUUCGAGCGAGAGCUGCUGGGCGCGGAGGCGGCCGGCGACGGGGCGGCGCUGGACGGCGAGGUCUUUAAGACCCGGAACUUCGCCAGCUUCAUCCGCCAGCUGAACCUCUACGGGUUCCGCAAGCUGGGGCCGGGGCCCGGGCCCCUGCAGGACCCGGCGGGGGGCGAUGGCGGCAGCUCCGCCGGGGCCCUGCUCCAUUUCUACAGCCCCCAUUUCCGCCGCGACCGCCCCGAGCUCCUCGCGAACCUCAAGCGCCUGACGAGGGCCAACAAGGCGAAGCUGGCGGCCGGCCUGGAGCUGCCCAGCCGCCCGGCACAGCGCUCCCAGCUCCCGCCCUCGACGCUCGGCGAGGCUGCCAGGCCCGGACUGGUGACUGCAGGAGAGGCUCCUCAACCUUGUCAUCCAGACAGCUGCUUUCCGCCCUCCAGCACAGCCGCCUCAUGCCAGGAGCCCCCUGCUUUCCAGGCAGCGACUUCCCAGCAGCCUCCGGUCCCUUCCAGACCAUGGCAGGGUUCUGUUGCGUGGCUGCCAUGGCACGGGGCUCUCCCAGCUUUCCCAGGCCAGGGGGCUCCCUUUCCCGUCCUCCACAAGUGUUGCACGGAGGUCACGUACACUCUGCAGACCGUGUGCUCACUUCUGCCGCUUCAGCGAGGGGCUCCAGCCGGUGCUGCCCUUCCAGAACGGGGCAGCUGCGCGUCUCCAGGGCAGUGCUUGCAAGGCCGGGAUCCAACGGGUACGGCAAAAGUUCUCCGCUUGCUGCUCGAGAAGUUCCUGCCAAGUGAUGCAUGAAAUGUUUUUCGCCAGUGCUCUGUCACUGCGUGUGUAUCUGACGCGUGUGCUCGCAAAGAGAUGUGUGUUCCCUGUCCGUUACUUGCAACCAGCCUGUGACAGAAUGUGCUUUAGCCGCUCAUUUCUUCUGGCUCUGAUGAGAUGAACUGUAUCAGAGACAGGAGAGCUUAGAAAUGCCUUCUCUGCAAUGAGCAGGGGAGGACAAAAGCGUGUGGGUGAAGCAGGUG
Molecule: messenger RNA, 1232 nt
Organism: Pezoporus occidentalis (night parrot)
Lineage: Eukaryota; Metazoa; Chordata; Aves; Psittaciformes; Psittacidae
Product: heat shock factor protein 5-like
Exons: 2
Biological process (GO): regulation of DNA-templated transcription
Molecular function (GO): DNA-binding transcription factor activity; sequence-specific DNA binding
Source: RefSeq, a predicted model, not a curated record